Megachile rotundata (alfalfa leafcutting bee) is the source of this 1464-nucleotide messenger RNA. Its product is annotated as tRNA (guanine(10)-N(2))-methyltransferase TRMT11. Gene Ontology annotation, cellular component: cytoplasm. Gene Ontology annotation, biological process: methylation. Lineage: Eukaryota; Metazoa; Arthropoda; Insecta; Hymenoptera; Megachilidae. Gene Ontology annotation, molecular function: nucleic acid binding; tRNA (guanine(10)-N2)-methyltransferase activity. The record is from RefSeq and is a predicted model, not a curated record.
AUAGGAAGUGUGAUGAAAUUGAAUUGGAAUAAAUAUAAAACAAUAAUGAAUUCUGAAUGGAAAAAGUAUUUAUUUUGGUUUGCCCAUGAGCAUAUUGACUUUCGAGAAGCUGUAAGAAAUGAAGUCUAUCCUAAGUAUGUUCAAUACAGACACCAAUGUUAGCCCUAAUUUGAAAGAAAAUCCUUAUUGGAUAAUUAAUUUACCUUCAGAGACUAUUGCACAUCAAAUAUCAAGUAGAGCAGUUUGUGUUAAAUUCUGUAUGGAAUUAUGGGCAAAUAGCAAAACAUUGGAAGAGCUGCAUAGUAAAUUAAAAUCUUAUCCAGUAACAGAAAUAAAAAAGCAUGCUGGGAAAAAUAAAUCAUUUAAAAUAAAGGUUGAAACCUUUUGUAAACACUUUCCACAACGUGAAAAAGUAAAUAAAAUCGAGGCUUUCAAUUAUUUACCUCUGGAAGGGCCAGUGAGAUUGAAUAAUCCAGAUACAACUUUAUGUUAUGUAGAAUUUUAUGGAUUAAAUCCCAAUGACAUUCCUGAGAAACCUUAUGAAUUAUUUUUUGGUAGAUGGAUUACUAGUGGACAGAGAGAUUUAAUUAGGAAAUUAUCCUUGAAAACUAGAAAAUUUAUAGGUAACACUUCCAUGGAUCCUCAGUUAUCACUAAUAAUGGCAAAUCAGGCUCAAGUUCAGAAAGGAGAUAUUGUUCUUGAUCCUUUUGUUGGUACUGGGUCUUUGUUAGUUGCUGCUUCUCAUUUUGGAGGGUAUACAUUAGGAACAGAUAUAGAUUUUCUAAUGCUUCAUGGACGUACAAGACCAACUCGAAUCACUCAAAAGAUUAGGGAAGAAGAUGAAAGUAUUGCCGCAAAUAUGAGUCAGUAUGGGAUACGAUCAUAUUAUCUCGAUGUUGUUGUGUCCGAUUUUUCUUACGCUUUAUGGCGUACGGAUAUGCGAAUCAACGCUAUAAUUACCGAUCCUCCUUAUGGUAUAAGAGAAGCAACAGAAAGAAUAGGUACAACAAAAGUAAACCCAGUAAUAGAAGAACAUCAAGCAUCAUCUCAUAUACCAUCUAAAAUUGGUUAUGAUUUAACUCAAAUAUAUACGGAUUUGUUGAGUUUUUCGGCCAAGCAUCUUGAAAUACAUGGCAGACUUGUGUGUUGGUUCCCUCUGUUUAGGGAUCAGUAUUCAGAACAGCAUUUACCAACACACCCAUGCUUAGAAUUAAUAGCAAAUUCAGAACAAGUACUUAGUAAUUAUACUAGUCGAAGGUUAUUAACUUAUAAAAAAAUAAAAGAUCCAAAGGAGUCAGAUGAAGUAAUUUCUACAAACUUAAUCGAUUUUCGAGAAAAAUAUUUUGCAUUAAGAAACGAAAGUCGAAAAGAAAAACGACAGAAGAAAGCUGUAGAAAAAGCAAAGAACAGAGAGCUUUGGGAACAGAAUAAUAAAGAGAAUGCACAAAGAUGACUCUGUAAUUA